UCCCUUUUGUCUCCUCAUAUCCACUAAUAACAGAAGAAACAGAAACAUUUCAUUUCAUUACAGGAUCUUCACAACUUUCUCUCUUCUUAUCCUUCAUUAUCUAUAAUAAGAUCGAGAGCUAGCAGCUACUGCUGCAGCUUAAUUUUGGUCUAUUUUCUUGUAUUGAGAAGAUUAUUGGAAGCAAGUUUUUUGUUUUCGUUUUCAAGAAUUCUUCCCAAAACCAAUAAUACAAAAUGGUCACUUUGAUGUCUCAAGAAAACAUUGUUGCUUUGGUAUCUCGCACUGGAAGGCAUUUGCAACGAUACAACAAGGGUCGUCGCCAAGUCGUAGGAUGCAUACCAUACAGAUACAGGAUUACAAACCGGACUUCCAUUGAAGAUGCAGGAGAUUUAGAAGUUCUUGUCAUCAGUUCUCAAAAAGGCAAAGGGAUGUUGUUCCCAAAGGGAGGUUGGGAAACAGAUGAAUCCAAAAUAGAGGCAGCUUCACGGGAGACCCUAGAGGAAGCAGGGGUUCGAGGCAUUAUCGAGUCUGAACUGGGUCAAUGGAGUUUCAAGAGCAAAAGCCAUGAUACAUAUUAUGAAGGAUUCAUGUUCCCUUUGCUUGUUCAAGAGCAGUUAGAUUUCUGGCCUGAGAAGAAUGCCCGAAAAAGAAUAUGGAUGAGCGUGCAAGAAGCUAGAGAAGUUUGUCAGCAUUUGUGGAUGAAGGAAGCCUUAGAUAGAUUUGUAAGUCGGCUGACUUCUCAACAAUCUGCUGAGGAACAAGCGAGGCCUACAUGUGCAAUAAGCUAGUACGACAAAUCUGAUUUGUAAAUAGGAAAUUGUUGAAGCACACAUCAAUCUUGCUGUAAUACCAGAUGAACUAAGGAAAAAUAGGAUCCAAAAAGCAAGAAAGAGUGACUUAGAAAAAGGGAUAGCAGAAAGUUGGCUAUUCUGUUUCUUGUUUAGCUUUCUUGGAAUUCUCCUCCAAGAAAAAAAGGAAAAAAAAAAAAAAAGAGAAAAAGAAUCCGGAGGUAAGCUGUGCUAAAGCUACGAAUGUAGCUAGCUGAGGUUUAGAAACUUGUUCACGAAAUUUGUACAUGGUUUCUAAUGAUAAGAAAGUUCUUGUUUCAGAAUUCAUCUUUUGGGGCAUCUCAUUAUGUGAACAUGGUGACUGUAAAAUGACUUCAUUGGUGACUCUUUUUUGUCAACUUCAGCAUGGGAGUUAGUCUAA
Molecule: messenger RNA, 1209 nt
Organism: Quercus lobata
Lineage: Eukaryota; Viridiplantae; Streptophyta; Magnoliopsida; Fagales; Fagaceae
Product: nudix hydrolase 17, mitochondrial-like
Exons: 5
Coding region: 234-788 (184 amino acids)
Cellular component (GO): cytoplasm; nucleus
Molecular function (GO): pyrophosphatase activity
Source: RefSeq, a predicted model, not a curated record